UAUCUGAACAUUGAACAUUCCGACAGCGAAAGCUUGAUAUCAGCACCACAACGUGAGGUGUUCGCGGAACUCAUUUUCUUUGUCUACAACAAGAAAGAAAACGAGUACUUCACUAUUCAAGAUGUCGAAGUAAAGAGUUUCAAUGCACUUAAGACAGUGUGUGGGCUGCCGCAAGGAAAUCAAUGUGAGUUUGGUAUUGAUGUCAUUGUUCCUUCACCCCUCACCAAUUGGGAGAUCCUCUCUUUCAAUGAGAAACUCCAGAACCCCAAGUUCUCUUGGACUGUUAAGAAUUUUUCAAAGUUGAAAGAGGAUAAAUACGCAUCAAAAAGUUUCUCAAUGGGAGCAAUGCAAUGGGUUCUGUGGCUGUAUCCGAAGGGUGACUCUAGAGCAGAUGGGAAAUGGCUAUCCCUUUAUCUGGUUUUGUCUGACAGCAAUACACUAAAAGCGGACGAGAAGAUUUUGACGCAAGCAAAUUUGCGAGUUCUAGACCCACUUAGAUCCAAUCACUUGGAACGCAAACUGAACCAUUGGCACAAUGAAACAAAUUCUGGUUGGGGCUGGAAUAAGUUUUUGUCUUUAGCUGAACUUCGGAAGUCUUACUUGGACACGGAAGACGCGUUGACCGUUGAGAUCGAAUUUGAAGUUGUUUCUGCUACCAGAUAUUCUCCCAGUAUUUAAGCACUACUAUUAUACUGCUAUUACACAAUGCUAUGUCUUCAACUCUUUUUGUAUUAAUUAUCGUUCGAAUUCUAUAUUUUCUACAUAUUUGGUUUUACUAAAGAAAACUUUCAAUUUUAGUUUGGAAUAUUCAGGAACACCACAAAUAUAAUUUCCCAAAACUAUUCUCCGCAGCUCUUAACUACUUAGACAUGUACUGCUUACCAUUAACUUGGUAUUGAUCUAGGCAUCGUCAGGUUAAUUCAGCCUUCUGACAGUUUAGGAGGUGUUAAAGUUAACCUUGUUACAAUCACAA
This is a messenger RNA of Brassica napus (rape), 973 nucleotides long. Its product is annotated as MATH domain and coiled-coil domain-containing protein At3g58200-like. NCBI's taxonomy places the organism in Eukaryota, Viridiplantae, Streptophyta, Magnoliopsida, Brassicales, Brassicaceae. Gene Ontology annotation, molecular function: protein binding. The annotation marks the transcript as partial. The transcript is spliced from 5 exons. The record is from RefSeq and is a predicted model, not a curated record.